CUGCGGUCUAUCUGUCAGCUGAUCGGUUCUGAGAGUUGAGCUGAAGGACCCUGCCUUCUCCCGGCCCAGAUCCUAUAGACUGCAGGAAAAUUUAGAUCACGGCUAUUCUGCCACCUGAAAAGAUGAAAGCAAACCAAGAAAAAUUCUGUGGCAGAGAAAGAGAAUUUGUAUAUAAAUUUAAUGUAGGAAGCCAGUGCUGUGAACUUAAGGUACCUCUGAAAUUUCCUGUUCAAGAGAACCCAAAUAACCUGCAUGGACGUCUGAUGCUUCUCCACAAUUUACCUUGCUUCAUAGAAAAUGACUUAAAAGAAUCCCUGAGCCAGUUUGUAGAGGAAGAAUCUCUAAGAGACUAUGACAGAGAAGCUGAGGCUGCACUAGAAGCUUUGAAAACUGGAGAAGUUGAUGUGCACGAGCUGACAAGUGCAUGGGCAAAAACUUAUACUGAGACCACACUGGAGCAUGCAAGACCUGAAGAGCCAAGCUGGGAUGAAGAUUUUGCAGAUGUCUACCAUGACCUAAUCCAUUCUCCGGCCUCUGAAACUCUCCUAAACUUGGAGCACAACUACUUUGUUAGUAUCUCAGAACUUAUUGGGGAAAGAGAUGUAGAGCUAAAAAAGUUACGAGAAAGACAAGGUGCAGAAAUGGAUAAAGUAAUGCAGGAACUGGGAAAGUCAUUAACAGAUCAGGAUGUAAACUCAUUGGCGGCUCAACAUUUUGAAUCCCAACAGGUCUUAGAGAAUAAAUGGACCAGUGAGCUAAAACAGUCAACCGCCAUCCAAAAACAAGAAUAUCAGGAAUGGGUAAUAAAACUUCACCAAGACCUAAAAAAUCCAAACAACAGCUCCAUCAGUGAAGAAAUUAAAGUUCAGCCCAGUCAGUUUAGAGAAUCUGCGGAAGCAAAUGGAAGAAUUUAUGAAGAUCAAAGAAAGUUAGAAGAAAGCUUUACCAUUCAUUUAGGAGCCCAACUGAAGACCAUGCAUAAUUUGAGAUUGCUGAGAGCAGACAUGCUCGACUUCUGCAAAUACAAACGUAACCAUCGAAGUGGUGUGAAACUCCAUCGGCUGCAGACAGCACUCUCACUCUAUUCAGCAUCUCUCUGUGGCCUUGUUUUAUUGGUAGAUAAUCGGAUCAAUUCAUACAGUGGGAUUAAAAGAGAUUUUGCCACAAUUUGUCAAGAAUGCACUGAUUUCCAUUUUCCUCGGAUUGAAGAACAGUUGGAAAUUGUCCAGCAGGUGGUACUUUAUGCUCGAACCCAACGCAGGAGUAAAGUGAAAGAGCCAAAUGAUUCAGGAAACCGGAAUGGAGGAAGUGAUGAUAAGGCUAAGAAUAUUGAACGAAACUAUUCAAAUAUUUUGCCUGGAGAAUUUUAUAUUACCCGGCACUCUAAUCUCUCUGAAAUCCAUGUGGCUUUCCAUCUCUGUGUGGAUGACAAUGUGAGAUCUGGUAACAUCACAGCUCGAGAUCCUGCCAUCAUGGGUCUCCGAAAUAUUCUAAAGGUUUGCUGUACUCAUGACAUCACAACAAUUAGUAUUCCUCUCUUACUGGUGCAUGAUAUGUCAGAGGAAAUGACUAUACCGUGGUGUUUAAGGAGAGCAGAACUUGUAUUUAAAUGUGUAAAAGGUUUCAUGAUGGAAAUGGCUUCAUGGGAUGGAGGGAUUUCUAGGACUGUACAGUUCCUGGUACCACAGAGUAUUUCUGAAGAAAUGUUCUACCAGCUGAGUAACAUGCUCCCACAAAUCUUCCGAGUGUCAUCCACACUUACGUUGACAUCUAAGCAUUGAAAUCUUCCUGGCAGACAUGUUGAUGAAAAUGGGCCGUUAAACAUUCCAUAAUUGAGGCAACACUGGAAUUAUCUGAAAGCAGAGGUGAUGAGAAGCCAGCUAAGAGCACUGUCCUGAGUCAGGCUGGCCAAAUGGCCAUUUGCUAUAUGAACAAGCAUUUGAGCUUUAGUUCAUACGUUGACAUUUAAUCCCUAAAUCAUCUUGAUGAGACCAAUCCUUAUCUGUGGAUGUAUAUAUGCCACAUUUUACAUCCAUCAGCUAAAAGUCUUACUUAUUACACAUGGAUCUUUCAUGUAGGAAGCUAGCUGCAUUCCCCCCUGCCCCUCGCCCCUGGAGACAUAACAUUUUGUGACCUGGGGAAGAUCUAAAUUAUUAGUUAUUAAUCAGAUCCUUCCUUCUUGAUAAAAUAAUAAAACAUUUAAAUGUCAGUCAUGUGCAAUGCUUAAUGCUUAAUUGAAAAGGAAAUGCCCUUUAUACAGUACUUACCAAGUGAAAAUAAAAAUAAACUGAAAUAAAAGCAGCAGAUAGAGUCUGUGUGAAAAUUCUUACCAGAAAUGAUA
Gracilinanus agilis (Agile Gracile Mouse Opossum) is the source of this 2341-nucleotide messenger RNA. It is a transcript of the gene FERRY3, whose product is annotated as chromosome 5 C12orf4 homolog. The coding region runs from base 123 to 1781 and encodes 552 amino acids. NCBI's taxonomy places the organism in Eukaryota, Metazoa, Chordata, Mammalia, Didelphimorphia, Didelphidae. The record is from RefSeq and is a predicted model, not a curated record. Gene Ontology annotation, biological process: regulation of mast cell degranulation. The transcript is spliced from 14 exons. Gene Ontology annotation, cellular component: cytoplasm.